GUAGAUAAAACCAAACUAACUUUUACCAACUUACCAGAAUAUGCUAAGAUUAUUCCCAAAGGUGUUCAUGGUUAUGCUAAUUUAAACUCUCUCACUAAUGAGGGGAAAACCAAGUUAGAAAUAUUAAAUAUUAGUGAUGAAAACCUCGAAGGAGAACUAGACCUCUCUGAUUUUAUUAAUUUAAAAGAACUAAAUUGUUCUAAUAAUAAACUCAUCUCCCUUAAUUUGAUUCCUUGCACUAAUUUGGAAGAACUUGUUUUAGCCAACAACAACUUCACUGGUUCCUUAGAUUAUUUAAGCAAUUUACAACAAUUAAAAAGGCUUGAUAUUAGUGACACUAAUAUUAAUGAAGUAAACCUAGAUAAAUUACCCAAAAGUUUAGAGAAUAUUGAAUAUUCUGCUUACCAAAGACUAAACUGUCAAUUAACUUAUAUUGUUCCUGAAUUAAGGAGAUAUGAACAUGAGGACAUAAAAAAUUUAACUGGGCCAGAAGUAAUUGAAAAGUUUAUUCGACAACAGCAGUUAAAAGAAGGAACAGAUGGUGGUUUUAGUCAGAUAUAUAAGGCUGAAUGUAGAGAAAUAAAAAAAUACGAUAAGGAUUAUAGUGAGAAUGUUGUUCUAAAAUCUCUCAACAAUUCUCAAAAUAUCACCCUGGAAUUCUUAACUGAGAUUGCUAAUACUAAGUUGGUUAGGGGUGGUUUGUUGAUAAAUAUUAAUUAUAUGGCAAAAAAAAUAGAAAUAACUUUUGGUCCCCUUGAACAUCCUUAUCGUUGUGCUAAUUGUCUUUCUCGUCUUGGUCCAGGAGGAGCCAAUACUCCCCAAACCAUUUACUUAGUAAUAUGGAGCAUAGAUACAACAAGUAUAGUUGGUGAUAAAAGACUAGAUUACUUUCCUAGUUUACCUGGAAAAAUGACACUUUUUCCCAAUGAGGAUAGUCAAGAGAAAAAGUUUUGCCAACUAUUUGACCAAGAGAUUUUUAAAACUGCUGAGGAGUAUCAAAAAGCAGAGGAUAAAUUGACUUUAAUUCAACUACGGGAAGAGUUGGAAAAAGGUGUCGGAGAGAUAGACAAUAAUCUUAUUGAAGAAAAACCGAAACUCACAUCCCAAUUA
This is a messenger RNA of Racocetra persica, 1110 nucleotides long. NCBI's taxonomy places the organism in Eukaryota, Fungi, Glomeromycota, Glomeromycetes, Diversisporales, Gigasporaceae. The record is from the annotation of a GenBank genome assembly.